UCGCACGCACGCGCGUCUUUUCGAGAUUCUUCGUCGGGUCCUGCGCGAAGCUUUCGCACCGGGAACGAUUUUAGUAGCGGUGCUGCCGCGACUGAGAAUUAACAUCCGACGUUCCCCAAUCCUCAAGCUCUAGGCCUCCAUCCUUCGCUUCAUAACCGCCGUUGCGUGUGUGCUAAAGUGCGGGUUUAUCCGGUGUGUGCUGAGAAAAGGGACGAGAGGACAUUUCUCACCGAGCCAAGAGAAGCGAGAGGAGCGUAGGAGCUGAAAAUAGCUUGGUUGGAGCAUCAGUUCAGUAGCGAGGGAAUGGCGCCGGGGGUCAGGAGUUGAACGGCAGCUUUGCGCCCGGACGCUCCCGAGCGAUGAACAGGUGACAAGCGAUGCCGAGCGAUAAAGCCACCGUUCCCGAAACAUGCGAGAAGAGGGAUUGAAGUACGCAAGAGGAUAAGGAGCCUGGUGCCAGUCCCUGGUGGUGCGUUCGAGCGAGGCUUGGGGGAGAGGGCGAAGUGACUCGAUCGAUCUGAGAGGACCCGACGAGAUGGCGCGCCCAGCGACUGCGGUAUCGGUGAUGCUUAUAGCGCUAACUGCUGGCCUACUCUUGGACGGCUGCCAGACCGAUGAGAAAGUUUCAUUUUAUGGAGCCAGUUACAUUCAUCUUUCGAUCCAGGAGGCGAAAAGUGCAACUGACAUCAGUUUUCGAUUUCGCACUCAUCUUGCUGACGCGAUGUUACUAUUAGCUGCUGGAAGGACAGAUUACUGCCUAAUAAAACUAGAGUCUGGAAGACUAAAGGUGCAUAUAAAUUUGGGUGCAGGCGAGAAGGAAUUAGCAAGUACCCGCGAGUUAACGCUCAAUGACCUCAGUUGGCACGAGGUCAAUCUAACAAGACGCGACGCUAACAUAACUCUCAGGAUUGACGUGAUUCACAGUAUGACCGACGUACUGCCAGGUCGCUUUUUUGAACUCAAUAUCAACUUUGGUGUGUACAUAGGUGGACAAGGAGGCUUUAAUGAGCUUUUUUUAGGUCAUACGGAGUAUCUACGCGGCUGCAUGGCCGACAUUGUUUACAAUGGGAUAUAUGUAAUUGAACAUGCGCGCAGUCGUAAAAAUUCUACUGAAGCCACCUCCGUUAGCUGGAGCUGUUCUGCAGAAUUUGAAGCUACCACAAGGACAGAUAUCAGCUUCGUCGAGGACGGCGCCUUUGCUGCUAUACCACGUGCUAUUCCUCGCUCAGGAACGAGAUGGGAAUUGGAAAUGAAAACUGCAGCGACAAAUGGACUCCUAUUGUUUAAUGCCGGCCAAUCAUCGCACGCAGACUUUCUGGGUAUCGAAGUCAUCGAUGGCAAAAUUCGCCUUCUGAUGAACAAGGGUAAUGGUCCAACUGAAUUACUACAUAAUCGACCAAUUUCUGAUGGAGUUUGGCAUCAGAUUCAAUUAGACUUUAAUCCAAAUUUCGUGGAUAUUAUUAUCGAUGGGCAGUCGUCUAACAUGUCAUUACCAACGGGCAACCGAUACCUCGACUUAGCUGAUACACUUUAUAUCGGUGGCACCGAACUUAAUAAACGCGCCAAAGCGCUUGCCAAAGGUAUCAAGUCUGGUGACGUUAGUUAUAAGGGAUGCCUAAGGAACAUGAUGCUGGAUGGUAAAGAACUUGGAUUGCCGCAUGUGAAGGUGAGCCAGGGUCUGGUAGUUAAUUGCAUCUGGGGUUUUCCGUGUGCCGAAGCCGAACCUUGCGUACCUGGAGCAAUGUGUUCUCAGCUGGGUGUUAGAUCCUUCAAGUGUACUUGCGAUCAAAGUCUUUGCAUCAAAUCGAAUUUCACAGAUGAAUACAAGUAUAACACAAAUUUGCCAGUGAGCUUGGAGAUGCUAUCGGUUAAACCAGUGAGUGUAGCGGAGGGUAGACGAGUAACUAUUAAUGAACAUAAUAUUGCUGUGACAUUGGAUAUUGCCAAAUUUGGUUUGAAUGAAUCUUUUUUUGUGUUCGUGUUAUUGACACCACCUGCUUACGGCUCUUUGCAUUUGGACAGAUCAUUGCUUGCUGUCAAAAUGCCCUUCAGCCUUUACGACCUAAAUCAACAAAAGAUAUUUUAUCAACACGAUGGAGGCGAGACUAUAGAAGAUAGUAUGGUCUUUAAAGUAGCCCUACAAGCCAAUUCGAGACAUUCGCUUCCGAGCUAUUUUCAAGACAGUCUGCGUUUUACGUUGCACGUUAAUGUGACUCCGGUUAAUGAUUCACCUCAUCUGGAGAUUCCAGUUAAUUCAAUACUGAAAUUGGCUCAAGGAACGCGAAAAACAUUGACCAAGGAUUUAGUGUGGGCAACUGAUGCUGACACACCCGUGGACUCACUCGUAUAUACAGUCCUGCCCAACGACAGUGAUAUUGGCCAUAUUGAGAGGAUCGGUGCCACUGGCUACGGAAGUCAGAUCGUUCACACCUUCACACAGGCAGAGCUUGGACGGGGGACGAUCGAUUACGUACACACUGGCAAAAACAAAACCAAAGCAAUUCUUGGAUUGAAACUUAGCGAUGGUGAAAAUAACAGUCCGCCUCAGUAUUUGCGUAUCAGCACUUAUCCGUUGAUUAUUAAGCCGAAAUAUAACACUGGAUUGGUUGUGGUUCACCGCUCGUUUGCCUAUCUAUCAUCCACUAAUCUUUCUUCAACGACCAAUGCUGAGGAUCCUCGAUUAGAAAUUCGAUAUAACAUUGUCAAACCGCCGCAAUAUGGGAUUUUGCAAAGACAACGCGACUCUAAUCAGCUGUGGAUCAAUACUGAUUAUUUUACUAGUCGUGACCUUGAUCAACAGACUAUUAGGUAUCUUCACAACGUAGGUAGCCCGCGCCAAGAUGGCUUCAAAUUUCAGACCAGUGUUCGUGAAGUUUAUUUUGCUACCACUUAUGACUUUAAUAUCAGUUUCAUUAAUCUCGAGCUUAUCGAAAUCCAUCGAAAUAGUAUCAAUUUCACAAACAGUGUCGAAGUUGUUAUUGAGUCACGAAAACUCAAGUUUCAGACUAAUCCACUUAUUACCGAUACUAAUAUGAUUAUUUACAGUCUGAUAGAAGAACCAAGAUUCGGUUACAUUUAUUUAGAUUAUGAAAGACUAAGAAAAGGUCAAACUUUCUCUCAACAAGAUAUUGACAGGAACAAACUUCGUUACAGACAUUUCAGGCAUGCUUUUUCUAACAUUGAUGAUUCAAUUGUAUUUAAAGUUAUUGUUCCUCAAUGCACUGAUAGAACUGCAUCGCUAAGUUUUCAUUAUUUACCAUCAAAAAGUUCUAUCCUGUCCGACAUUGUAGGAAACAUUCACGUAAUUGAAGGACAUCAAGUUCCUUUACAAAUAUCACGGACGAACUAUCGAGAUUUUGGCGUAACAUCAUUAACAUUCAAUAUAACGGAAAAACCACGACAUGGUUCAAUUAUGAUAUACAAUGAUACUUUACCAAUUAGAAUUAAAACUACCUACUUUACAUCAGAUGAACUUACAACUCAAUCUGUUUUAUAUGCUCACGAUGAUACGGAAACAACAAACGAUUCCUUUGAGUUCUUAGCUAUAUCUUCCGACGACGUAGAUUUCAUGUACAUUGGGAAGUUUUACGUAGAAAUUAAUUUAAACAAUGAUAAUCGACCUACACGAGCUAAUCGUAAAAUAUUGCAAGUAGUCUCGAGAUCGGAAAAGUUGAUUACCAAAGCUGAUCUACUUUACACAGAUAAAGAUUUAAAUACAAAGAGUAGUGAUUUAGUUUAUACGAUAAAGCAGAUAAGCAAUGGCGAACUAUUUAUGCUGAACGAGCCACAAUAUCAAAUCAAACGAUUUACGCAACAAGACAUCGAUUCUUAUAAAAUUGUAUACAGACAUAGAGGUGGUAAAUACGAGAGAAUUGACUUUACAGUGAGCGACGGUGAAUUAUUUACAAACGGCGAGCUCGAAAUACAAGCUGGCCAAGCUUAUGUAAAAUUAUUACUUCAAGAUGGAGCCGUUGUUCAAACCAAUCGUUCCAUCUUUUUGAGUUCGGAAGAUAUUGAUAUAGAAACAAAUUUGUACCUCAAUUCUACUGAAAUUGAUUUUAAUAUUUUAGAGAAACCUAAGUAUGGAUUUUUAUUGAAAUACAAUAAGGAAACAUCAACUUUUAAUGCAGAUGAUAUAAUGCGCAGAACAAUUAUAUAUAAACAUUUUGGAAUAACUUUAAAGAAAGAACAAUUAAAAGUGAAAGUGAAAGUGCGAGGAACUGAAGAUUCAGGCAUUUUUCCAAUCCAAGUAUUUCCAGAAAGUUAUUGGGAGCCAUUAACAGUACAAAAUAAUAAUACAGUUUAUGUAGAAGAGGCUACCAGUGUCAUUAUCAAUCGUAAGAGUUUGGAGAUUAGUCAUGCGGAUAUUCCUGCUAGUAGAAUAACUUAUCAUCUGAAAGAAUGGCCGAAAAACGGAUAUUUGGAGGUACAGUCACAUGAAGAUAACAUAGAUGAAGAGGAAGACGAAUUCGGUACACAUUUAGUUAAGCAUUUUGAACAAAAUCUGGUAAUAGAAGGGCGUGUAUAUUACGUACAAACAACGCCAAAUAAAACUCAUGAUCAAUUUGUGGUUGAUGUAACAAAUGGUAUUACAUGGCUUCGCAAUUUAACUGUGAAUAUUGUAAUAAUUCCCAAUAAAAUGUAUGUUAGCGCCAAAAAUUUAACAGUACUUGAAGGUAAAAGUAUGAUUUUACGUGAUUCGGAUUUUUAUACAGUAACGCCCUAUUUUGCUGGCAGGAUCACAGAUUACAGACUGAUCGAAAAGCCCGAGCAUGGAAAUAUAAUAGAUAUGAAAAAUAACCCUACGAGAAAAUUUUCUCAAACGCAAUUAGGCGCUAAAGAAAUUAUUUACAAAAAUAAUGGGGAUGAAUUGCCUACUGACUCUUUCAGAAUGCUUGCUAUAGCUGGAGAAAAAAUUAGCGAACCUUUCUAUGUAUGGAUCAACAUUUUACCUAUUAAUGAUGAAAUACCAGUUGUCUUAAAUAUGACGAAAUUUCGUAUUUGGCAAGGUGGUUCAAUAAUUGUUACGAAUCAGCAAUUAGGAACUAUGGAUAACGAUACAUUAGCAACUGACCUGGUUUAUAAUAUUAAUAAUGUAAUUAAUGGAUAUUUUUCUUUAUCUGGUACACCAAGGAUGGCAAUUUCUAAUUUUACCCAAGAGAUGAUCAAUGCAUUUAAAAUAAUGUUCACACACACAAAUGGAACUGAGGCGGAAUUCAAUUUUACAGUAAACGAUGGUUUGCACACUACGGGAGCACAUCAUGUUUCCUUUAAUACAAAACCUGUGAAAAUUAUGAUUAAACGCAAUUACGCUUUAAAUGUUUUUCCAUUAACGAGAAAAAUCAUUAGUGGUGAAUUACUGCUUUCUAAAUGCAGUGACGCCGAUCGGGACGUUAAAUACUUUAUACGGAAUGGACCGACUAUGGGAAAAAUUAUAAUGGAAACGAGUGAAGGGAUUUGGCUCGAAGUUGAUCGAUUUACACAGAAAGAUCUUAAUAAUAGUAAAGUGUCUUAUGAGCAUAAUAAACAAUUCAAUAACCUAACGGCAAAUGACAAUUUCAUCUUUGAUAUUGAAACACAUUUUACAGUUCCAAUAAAAAAUCAGGUUUUUAAAAUAGAUAUAUCUGUCUCCAGUGGUGGCUUACAUCGUUACGUAACCACAGUUCCAGUUAGAGUCGACGAAGGUGGUUCAGCACCAUUUUCAAUGAAUAUUAGUGGAAUAGUUAAUUUUCUACGUACAAAAGUUUCCAUUCCUAAUCCAGAAGUAUCAUUAAAACUAAUUAAGCAACCACAUUAUGGUCAUGUAAUGCUUCUGCCGGAUUUAAAUUUAACGGCUUACUCACGAAAUGAAAUCGAAAGCGGCAAACUAGCAUACUUCCAUGACCACUCUGACACAAAGAAAGAUCAAAUAGACUUUACCAUAUUUUUUUCACUUGGACAUGUGAUUCUCUGUAAUAUUUCGAUUCCAGUCGAUAUAACACCCAUAAAUGACGAGCCGUUCAAAUUAGAAAUAGUCAAUGCCAUUGAUGUUGUGCAAAAUCAGACGCAGACAAUAACCAGAGAUAAUCUUCUAACAACUGAUCCAGACACCGAUCCAAACGAUAUCAUUUACGAAAUAAUAAAUGCACCGACUUACGGAAGACUUCUUCUCUUAUCUAUGGAUCAAAAUUCUAAUACAGAUAUUCACCAGGCUCAAAAAUUUACACAGCAAGAUAUUGAUUCUUCGCGAUUGGUUUAUGAGCACAAAGGACCUUUAUUAUUAUCAACCUUUUACUUUCGUGUAUCUGAUGGUCGUUUCAAUCCCAUCUAUAAGAUCUUUAAUAUUAAUGUACAUCCUAUUAAACUUAGUAUUAGUAUUCUUAAACCAAUUGAUAUUCAGCAAGGCCUAACAUCGACAACGAUUGAUACGGAGAGCUUAAGACUAGACACGAAUGUACGACGGGAUUUGGUUAGUUAUGAGGUGACAAAACCACCGACGUAUGGAAGUUUGCAUGCUCGAGAACAGAUGUUAAAUUUUAAACACACAGAUUUACUUUCAAAAAGUGUUGUUUACGUACAGCAAGAUAUGACAGUUAGUAAUGAUAGUUUUGAGCUAUUAGCUCGUGUUAGUAACUUUGAGUUUCGUAAUGUACGUGUCCCCAUUCGGGUAGUGCCAUUAAUGAUAAUUAAUCAAAAUUUAGAAGUCUACGCUGGUGAUAGAUCGAAGCUUUCCAUAAUGUAUUUUGAUGCGAUGCCUCUGGCCAAGUUGGCAAAAAGUGAUCCUGCUUACAAAAUAACUAGAAAACCAAAAUAUGCUAAGGUCAUGCGUAUUAUUAACAGAACUAUGUCUUCCGGUGAAAAGAGAGGCUUGCAAGAGAAGGAGAUCACAAAAUUCUCUCACUCGCAAAUACUGUCGGGAUUAAUAUAUCUAGUGUGUAAGAAAGUACCCACGGAUGAUAUUCAAGGCGUAAUCGAUAAUUUUGAAUUUAUUUUAGCGGUUCCUCAAAGUGCGCCUCGAUUUCAGCCGGCUAUGGGUGUCUUUGAAUUUCGCGUAAAACUUGUUAGCGACUAUUACAAUAACUCACUAGACGGACCAAUGGAUCCAGUAGGCCACGAGGGAGAAAUGACCAUCGCUCCUAAUAUGAGUAACGACUAUACAGUACUUUUGGGCAUGCUCCUAGGAGUUCUUUUUCUAGGCAUUUGCGUGAUUGUGACGAUCAGAUGCCGACAAUCUAGAUACAAGAAUGCCGAAGAAGAAGACGAGGAAGACGAUCAAAACAAGAUUGAGCCUUCGUCACCUUCGGUGAUGCCUCUUCCAAGACCACCCGAUCAUCUGCUGCCUGCAACGCCGCAUCUUAAAAGAUACACCAACGAACAUCAUAAUAAUAUUUUAAGUUCGAGCACACCAUUACCUCCAAUGAUGCCUUCGCUAACCUCGACAUUACCGCAAUGCAAGAUAAUCCCUUUGAAUGCCAUGGAAAAUAUUGCUGAAUCGGAGGUAGAUAUAUCAGCGAGAUAUCCAUAUGGAGUAGCGGACGUUGAUGAAUUGAGCAGCUUCGAAACAACGGAUAUAUCUUGUCCCUCUCAGACAUCUCAGCAAAGAAUGACGUCAAAUCCUCUUCUAAGGAGAAAUCAGUACUGGGUCUAGCACGAAUGCCGUCCCCAGCUUCAACAAGCGGGGAGAUAUUCGUAGCGAAUACAAAAAACUACACAAAGUUCAAUGAGACAAUGUAAGAAUAAGUCGGUGAGAUAUCGACUUGAAGACGUAGAGAUUAGCGAAUAGCUACAAUGGCUUGAAUAAAUCUUUAUGAACAAGCUGCGAAGCAGACUCUCAAGUGUUAAAAUACGAACUACGAAAUUAUUGUGCCUAUUCGUGCUAAAAUUAUGUGUUAAUGAAAAUUUCCAUAAUGGAACUUUUCAUCACAAAGUACUGUGUGCGUGAACUUGUCGAUUGCAAAAUUCUCGAGCGCUGUGUGAUAUAAAAUAAAUUCAUCUCAUUCGUAUGAUCUUCAUGAUUAGGAAUCAUC
Ceratosolen solmsi marchali is the source of this 8006-nucleotide messenger RNA. It is a transcript of the gene kon, whose product is annotated as chondroitin sulfate proteoglycan 4-like protein. The record is from RefSeq and is a predicted model, not a curated record. Gene Ontology annotation, biological process: anatomical structure morphogenesis. The coding region runs from base 536 to 7627 and encodes 2363 amino acids. The transcript has 14 exons. NCBI's taxonomy places the organism in Eukaryota, Metazoa, Arthropoda, Insecta, Hymenoptera, Agaonidae.